AUGCUUAAGAGUUGUGCUAUUGAUUUUGGUGGCAAUUGGAUCGACAUUUACCAUUGGUUGAGUUCACGUACCAGUUACCAGAGGAGUAUUCAGAUGGCUUCGUUUGAGGCACUUUAUGGUAGGAAAUGUAGGGCUCUACUAUGUUGGUCUGACAUCGAAGACAAGGCGAAACUUAUUUGUGAGCGGUUGAAGGCUGCUUCAGAUAGGCAUAAUUCUUAUGCUAACUUGAAAUGUCGAGAUAUCAAAUAUCAAGUUGGUGAUAAGGUGUUUUUGAAGGUCUCACCUUGGAAGAAGGUUUUGAGGUUCAGGCGGAAGGGUAAGCUUAGUCUGAGGUUCAUUAGGACUUACGAUAUUAGAUCUUCUCAUGUUGUUCCUGUUGAGGAGAUUGAAGUUCAAUCUAAACUUUCAAAUGAGGAGAAACCAGUUGUCAUCUUAGACUGUGAGGUCAAGGUGCCACGCAACAAGACGAUUCCAUUGGUGAAAGUUUUGCGGCGCAACCACAAGACUGAGAAAGCCACUUGGGAGUCGGAAGAUAUCAUGAGGCAUCAGUAUCCGUAUUUGUUCGAUUUAGGUAAAUUUUGA
Molecule: messenger RNA, 582 nt
Organism: Gossypium raimondii (Peruvian cotton)
Lineage: Eukaryota; Viridiplantae; Streptophyta; Magnoliopsida; Malvales; Malvaceae
Exons: 2
Coding region: 1-582 (193 amino acids)
Source: RefSeq, a predicted model, not a curated record